Aptenodytes forsteri (emperor penguin) is the source of this 360-nucleotide messenger RNA. RefSeq names its product late histone H2B.L4. The record is from RefSeq and is a predicted model, not a curated record. The transcript is spliced from 2 exons. Lineage: Eukaryota; Metazoa; Chordata; Aves; Sphenisciformes; Spheniscidae. Gene Ontology annotation, cellular component: nucleosome. The coding region runs from base 4 to 360 and encodes 118 amino acids. Gene Ontology annotation, molecular function: structural constituent of chromatin; DNA binding; protein heterodimerization activity.
GAGAUGAGUGCAGAAGCUGGGAAGAAGCGUGGACAUGCUCCUACCUCUGGGGACAGGAAGUCUAAGAGGAAGCCUAAGAGAAAGGAAACCUAUUCAGUCUAUAUCUACAAAGUACUGAAGCAGGUGCACCCAGACACUGGCAUCUCCUCCAAGGCCAUGAGCAUCAUGAACUCCUUUGUCAACGAUAUCUUUGAGCGGCUGGCCUCAGAGGCCUCGCGCCUGGCCCAGUACAACCACCGCUCCACCAUCACUAGCCGCGAGGUGCAGACAGCCGUGAGGCUCCUGCUGCCCGGCGAGCUGGCCAAGCACGCCGUCUCCGAGGGCACCAAGGCCGUCACCAAGUACACCAGCAGCAAGUGA